AUGAAUCAAGAGUUAGUUUGGAAUUUCGAGUAUACUGUUGCUCACGUUAGUGAUUACAUAUCAGAAUAUAUGAUAUUUAAUCUAUUCAAACCUGAAGACAUCAAAAAUAUAUUGAAAGCUGCAACACUAACUCCAGAUGAAUUCAUCGAUUUAAUGAGGCAGUCAGUACCUACUGUUAAAGCUUCCGAUCUAUAUAAAUAUACUCGAAAUACAAGAAUUUCAAUAAGUAAUUUAGAAGAAGUUAUUAGAGUUCUCAAAACUAUUCAAAAAUACAUGAAAUUGAGAUAUAUUGACGCAAUUAUUAAUAUUUUCUGUCAAACGAAUGAAGAAAUUACAUCUUCAAAAGCAAAAAUAUCGAAUCUUGAAAAUCAAAUUGAAAAACUUAAAUCAGAAUUAAACAAAUUAUUAAACAGCGAGAGAGAGAAUUUAUUCCUGAGAUCUCAAAUAAAGAAAGCCGAAUAUAUAAUUGUUCAAAAUAACAAAAUAAACACCAAAUUAAAUAGAAAUAUUGAAGCAAAAGAAGCAAAAAUUGUUCAGAUUAAUACAGAAAACAAGAAACUAAAGCAAUUCAUCAAAGAAAAAGAUGCAAAUAUUGUUCAAAUUACUGAAGAAAACAAGAGAUUAAAGAAAGCACUCGAAGAAAAAGAAGCAAAAGUCGGAGUGCGGUACAUUUUAGGAAAAAUGACAUUUUAA
Trichomonas vaginalis G3 is the source of this 693-nucleotide messenger RNA. RefSeq names its product spectrin binding. The record is from RefSeq and is a predicted model, not a curated record. Bases 1 to 693 code for a protein of 230 amino acids. The transcript has a single exon. Lineage: Eukaryota; Parabasalia; Trichomonadida; Trichomonadidae.